CUUUUUAACUCCCAAAUUAAUAUAUAUAUAUAUACACACACACACAUGUGCAUCCACUCUUUCUUCAUAUAUUGCUAUAUAUUCAUGAUAACAAUACUACUAAUAAGAGUAUUUCUUCUACCUCUCCAUUAACUUCACUUACGAUGAUUACAGGCAAAGAUAUCUAUGAGGUUCUUGCUGCCAUUGUGCCACUUUAUGUGGCGAUGAUCCUGGCCUAUGGCUCAGUCCGGUGGUGGCGCAUCUUCACUCCCGACCAGUGCUCCGGCAUUAACCGUUUUGUGGCCGUCUUUGCAGUCCCUCUCCUCUCCUUCCACUUCAUCUCUUCUAACAACCCUUACAAAAUGAACUACCAUUUCAUUGCUGCUGACUCUUUGCAGAAGCUUGUCAUUCUUGGUGCUCUAACUCUUUGGCUCAAUCUUAGCAAACGUGCCAAUCUUGAUUGGAUGAUCACUCUCUUCUCUUUGUCCACUUUACCUAACACUCUUGUGAUGGGGAUUCCUUUGUUGAGGGCAAUGUAUGGGGACUUCUCAGGGAAUCUAAUGGUCCAAAUAGUUGUUCUUCAGAGUGUGAUUUGGUAUACUCUUAUGCUUUUCUUGUUUGAGUAUAGAGGAGCAAGAGCACUGAUCAGUGAGCAGUUUCCGGCCGAUAUCGCCGGUUCCAUCACUUCUUUCCGGGUUGAUUCAGAUGUGAUUUCUCUCAAUGGACGUGAACCUUUGCAAGCCGAUGCGGAGAUUGGGCAGGAUGGAAAGCUUCAUGUUGUAGUGAGGAAGUCUUCGGCGUCAGCAAAGUCGAUGAUAUCGUCUUAUAACAAGUCUCAUGGACUGCAUUCGAUGACUUCAAUGACGCCAAGAGCAUCGAAUCUCACCGGUGUUGAGAUCUAUUCACUGCAAUCUUCGAGAGAGCCGACACCAAGAGCCUCGAGCUUUAACCAAACUGAUUUCUAUGCGAUGUUUUCAAGCAAGGCGACAAGUCCUAGAAAUGUUUCCUUUGAAGAAGAGAUGGCUAACAAGUUUGGUAAGCACAAAGGAGCUGGAAGCAAGAGCACUGAGUUCAUGAAUGGAGGAGUGUAUCCUCCUCCAUAUCCGGCUCCAAAUCCUUCAUUAUCCGGCAUUGUAACUCCGGUGAAAAAGAAAGAAAUCGGUGCUGCAGCUACUAAUAAAGAGCUUCAUAUGUAUGUUUGGAGCUCUAGUGCGUCACCGGGUUCAGAAAGUAAUCUAAAGAAUGCAGUGAAUAGAGCUGUUUCUAAUGAUUUUGGUGCCCAUGAUCCAAAUACAGCUGCACCAAAAGAGCAUGCUGCUAGUCCAAUCAAGAAAACAGGAAUUCCUUGGAAUAAUCUUGAGAUAGAAGAAGCAAGAAAAAGUCCGAAAGGGAAAAAGUUUCCGGUGAUGGGUUCGCCGUUCUUAGCUAAUAAAAAAGCCGCUGACGAUGUCGAGGGAGGAGAAGCUGUAGGAACCGGCCUUGUUGAGAGGAAUCACCAGAUGCCUCCGGCAAGUGUCAUGACAAGGCUCAUUCUUAUCAUGGUUUGGAGAAAACUCAUCCGAAAUCCUAACACUUAUUCCAGUCUAAUUGGCCUCAUUUGGUCACUGGUAUCUUUCAGGUGGAACAUUGAGAUGCCUAAAAUUGUUCGAGGUUCAAUAUCAAUACUCUCGGAUGCAGGAUUAGGCAUGGCCAUGUUCAGCUUAGGUCUCUUCAUGGCUUUGCAACCAAAAAUUAUUGCAUGUGGCAAGUCGGUAGCGGCAUUCUCCAUGGCCGUUCGAUUUCUGACUGGUCCGGCUGUGAUCGCUGCUACUUCCAUUGCCAUCGGCAUUCGAGGAGUUCUUUUACAUAUCGCAAUUGUGCAAGCAGCUCUUCCUCAAGGAAUUGUUCCUUUUGUUUUUGCCAAAGAAUACAAUUGCCACCCUGAUAUUCUUAGCACAGCAGUCAUCUUUGGGAUGCUAAUAGCAUUGCCAAUAACCAUCCUCUACUAUAUCCUUCUUGGUGUCUAAAGAAGCAUGAACAUGAAUUGAAGGGAGAAGUUGGUGUAGAAGCUAGGAUCUAACAUGUGAUGAAGCAUGUGAAUGUUGGGAUUUGAAGCUAAAAAUUUUUAUUUUUAUUUUGUUUGCAUUUGUUUAUUUAUUGGGAUGUGCUAUUGUCCACCCCAUGUAGGACUUUCUAUCCUCAUCCUUAAUAGCAAAGCAUCUUAAUCAGUUUCUCUUAGUUAAU
Molecule: messenger RNA, 2202 nt
Organism: Dioscorea cayenensis subsp. rotundata (Guinea yam)
Lineage: Eukaryota; Viridiplantae; Streptophyta; Magnoliopsida; Dioscoreales; Dioscoreaceae
Product: auxin efflux carrier component 2-like
Exons: 6
Coding region: 144-1985 (613 amino acids)
Biological process (GO): auxin polar transport; auxin export across the plasma membrane
Cellular component (GO): plasma membrane; endoplasmic reticulum
Molecular function (GO): auxin efflux transmembrane transporter activity
Source: RefSeq, a predicted model, not a curated record